Triplophysa rosa is the source of this 1293-nucleotide messenger RNA. RefSeq lists its product as uncharacterized. The record is from RefSeq and is a predicted model, not a curated record. Bases 343 to 879 code for a protein of 178 amino acids. The transcript has 5 exons. NCBI's taxonomy places the organism in Eukaryota, Metazoa, Chordata, Actinopteri, Cypriniformes, Nemacheilidae.
UGAAAGAUGAUAACCAGUCAGACUGCUCAAUGACAGAGACGUUACGGCGACACACAAAAAAGACGCACUAAUAGAAAAUAUUACAAACUAUUCUACUUUGGUGUACUUUAGUGACGUUGAUUUAUUAUCAUUACGUAGGUUAUAUUACGUUUACUCAUAUUUGCUAAUCCCAAUCAACUCGGUUUGUUUCAGCGUGUGCACGCAAACUGCUGGAUAAAGACCUCACGUCUAUGCUCAUAUACAUCAGAUAUACACAGAUCUAGACACAAAUCUAUAUUUAUAAAACUUGGACUUAUUAUAAUAAUCAUAUUUAAAAAAAAAUCUUCAAGCAACAACACAGUCAUGGAGAGGAGGCCCUGCUGCUCAUUGUUAGUUUUGGUACUAAUGGCAUCUGUGGCUUUGAGCUUGAUAGGAUACAAGCACAUUCAAACGGACGUAUUAAAGAAAAUAACAUCUGAAUUGAUGUUUUCGGAGACGAGUGAAAGGAGAACAAACUUAGAUUUAACAAAUUUAAAUUUAGAAUUUCAAAACAAGAAGCUGGAGGUGGACAUCAUACAGAAGGAUUUUCAUGACCUUGAUGUCGAGAUAAAGAAAAUGGUUUUGGAUCAGCAGAAAAUGGCAGAGGAGGUUAAAGCAUGCCAGGGUUCAUUGGCCACAAUAAAUGAGAAUAUUGCAGGUGUGGAGAAGGAGAAAGCUGACGUUGAAGGUAAUUUUGCUGCUUCUAAGACAAAGUGGACUGAAGUUAUGACAAACCUCCAAAAGAAACUCCAGCAGCCCAGUCCAGUAUGUGCCCAUUUGAAAAUGGGCACAGAUGCAAACGGACAAUGCCCUAAAACAGUAAUGCAAAACACCACGAAGCAAGAAAAUAAGAAGUCUUAAUUUAAGAGUUUUAUCAAAGGAUUUUCAGAAACAGAUUUGCAGGCACAUUUUCAAUAGAAAACCCUUCGUAAACACAAGUGUGCUGUACUGUGUGCACAUCUCUGUAGUUUCCCCUGGCCUGUGCUUAAACUUUGUAUAAUUACUGAAUGAUGUAUAUAUUAACAAUAAUCGUCAAGUACUUUGGAUUAAAGCAUCUGCUAAAAAAAUAAAGGUAUACCAGUAAGGAGAUUUUUUAAAGAUGAAUAAUAUGCUUUAGUUAAAAUAUUUUUGAAGAGGAGGCACUCUGAUACAUUUUUUUAUUAAGCUUGAACGUUGUUUUUAUAUUCAAAAGCACACUUUGUCAGUGCAUGUUAAGACUUAUUUUUUAUAUGAUGUUCUGUUUUUAUUGGGAUAUGUCAACAACAAUAAAAUUGC